Messenger RNA from Notolabrus celidotus (New Zealand spotty), 2735 nucleotides. RefSeq names its product interferon-inducible GTPase 5-like. The coding region runs from base 222 to 1289 and encodes 355 amino acids. Lineage: Eukaryota; Metazoa; Chordata; Actinopteri; Labriformes; Labridae. Gene Ontology annotation, cellular component: membrane. Gene Ontology annotation, molecular function: GTP binding. The record is from RefSeq and is a predicted model, not a curated record. The transcript has 3 exons.
AAGACUUCUCAUUGGUCGCUGCCCAGAGGGCUGGACUGUGAAAGAACUCUGUUGGUGAAGAAGAGAAACAGUCUGGAUGUAACUCUUACAAGUGAAGGACUGGUCCAGUGUUCUGCUCUCCUCUCAUCUGUUCCCACAUCAGGACUCCAGGUUUUCAAGAAGGAAGAGGAGUAAGUAAAGGUCAAGCCUCAGCUGCUGCACAGAGUCAGGAGUAUUUGGACAUGGAGGAAAACUUCCCACUAAAUGUUGCCGUCACAGGAGAGUACGGCUCUGGUAAAUCCACCUUUGUUAACGCCAUUAGAGGCGUAGACAACAUGGAUGAGAGAGCUGCUCCGACUGGAUCUGUAGGGAUAACUGAGGAUGUCACACCGUACUCGCAUCCAAACUAUCCCCACGUGACAUUUUGGGAUCUACCUGGUGUCGGCACCACCAAUUAUCCAGCUGCAGAGUACGUGAAGCUGGUUGAGCUGGAGAGGUUUGACUUCUUCGUCAUCAUCUCAGCUGAUCGCCUCAGAGAAAGUGACGUGAAGCUGGCCAAGGAGAUUCAGAAGAUGGGGAAGAGGUUCUACUAUGUUCGCUCAAAGAUCGACAACAACGUUCGUGACAAGGAGGGAAAGCAGAGAGGGUUCGAUGCAGAAAGGACUCUGACACAAAUCAGGGAAAACUGCAUUCAGGGUCUUCAGGAACAAGGUCUCAGGUCUCCUCAGGUCUUCUUGGUGUCCAGCAUUGACCCCAACCUCUUUGACUUCCCUCUCUUAGCAGAGAUCCUGAAGAGAAAACUUCCUGAACUCAAGAGGGACGCCUUCCUGUUAGCCAUGCCAAAUACCAGCCUGGAGAUGAUCGACAGGAAGAAAGAGGCUUUUAAAUCAAAGAUAAAAUAUGUUGCAGGUCUGUCUGCAGCUGUAGCAGCUGCACCAGUUCAUGGUCUCUCUAUUGCUUUUGACUUAGUCUUGCUGGUUGGUGUUUUCACGCGAUAUGUAUUUGGCUUUGGUCUCAACACCUCUUCCUUAAGGAGAGUAUCGAGGUACACGUGUGUUCCUUAUGUAGAAUUGAGGAGCGCCAUCACUCCAUCACUGACAGUGAAAAAAGUAACUCCUGUUCUUGUUCUGAAGACACUUUUUCAAACUGUGAGCAUCGUCAAAUUAAUGACAGGGUACAGAUUCAUUCCCAUGCUUGGAAUCCCAUUAUCAAUGGCGUUCAGUUGCUUCACAACCUACAAAGCUCUCAACAUUCUCCUCAACGUGCUCGCUGACGAUGCCCGAAGGGUGUUUAGAAAAGCUCUGGAUUGAACACCACAUUGGGACUCAAAAGGGACGAAAAGUCAUUUUAAGGAAUAUUUUUUAAAGCAGCAGAAUUUUCUAUAAAUAUUCGAGUAAAUAACAUAUCUCAAAAAUAAUAUUGUGUUCUAACUGCACAUUUUAGAAACUGCCUCAUAUGAUUUGUUGUCAUCCUUUUCCCCAUCAAUUUAAAAUAACACUUUUUUCAAAUGUAGAUACAGGUAUUAUAUUUUUUUGUUUUGUUGUUUUGCCUAAAAACUCACAGAAUAUGACAGUUAAAGUAACACUCAAUAGGAAACAAAAAGUAGAUUUUUAGACUAAAGUCCUGAUUCAACCAGAAUAAAGUCACAAUGUAACCAGAAUAAAUUCCUAAUAUAUCAAGAAUGAAGUCGUAACAUAACCAGGAUAAAUACUGAAUAUAUUAAGAAUAAUGUAGUGAUUGAACCAGAAUAAAGUCACAAUUUAACUAGAAUAAAUUCUUAAUAUAUCAGGAAUGAAGUUGUGAUAAAACCAGAAUAAUGUCCUGAUAUAACUAGAAUUAAGUCACAAUACAGCCAGAAUAAAGUCCUUAUAUAAACAGAAUAAAGUCCUAAUACAACCAGAAUACUGUCUUAAUGUAACCAGAAUAAAGUCAUAAUAUAUCAAGAAUGAAGUUGUGAUAAAACCAGAACAAAGUCCUAAUAAAACUAGAAUAAAGUCCUAAUACAACCAGCAUGAAGUUUUUAUAUAACCAGAAUUAAAUCAAAAUUUAACUUGAAUAAAGUUGAAUUACAACCAGAAUGAAGUCCCAAUGUAACCAGAAUAAGUUCCCAAUAUAACCAGAAUAAUGUCCUAUAUAACCAUAAUGAACGCCUAAUAAAACCAGAAUGAAGUCCUUAUAUAACCAGAAUAAAGACGUAAUAUAAUAGAAUAAAGUUGUAAUAUUAUUUGAAUAAAAUCAUAAAUGAUUUUUUUAGAAGUCAUAAUUUAGGCUGUUUAGCCUUAGAUAUUUUAAAGUGAUGGAUCAGAAGAGGAGCUCGCAGCCGCCUCUUAAAUGAAGAACGUGGAGCAUCUUCUGAAAUUAUUCUUUAUUAUGAAUUUCAUUAAAAAGGGACAUUUUUUAGCACAUCAGCACCACAGAGUCAUAGGUGUCUGGAUUUUGAAUCCAUUGUGUAAUCUGAGUCUGUAAGGUCUGUACAUUACUGCUUCAUUCUUGUCAUACUAAUCCUUCGUCAUACUUAGGAACAUGCAUCUUUCUUGCCUUCAUAGUUAUGGUCUUAUUCUUUUGAGCUGAACAUUUUAUAAUGAAAACAGCUUUUUAAUCAUUGUUUUUAAAUCACUGCUGAUCCUUAUUGCUUUAUAUGAAACUGCUCUGCCAUCACUCGGUACUUUGUUCCAAUCAUGUAAGAGGAUUGUGAAGAGAUUUUUCUUUUUUUAAAACAGAUGUUCUUCAGUUUCCAAAUAAAAUCUUCAUAAUGA